CCCCAUCAUUGGUGUCAGUGGGAGGAAUAGUGCCUCAUUAUUGGUGUCAGUGGGAUGAAUAGUGUCCCAACAUUGGUGUCAGUGGGAGGAAUAGCGCCCAUCAUUGGUGUCAGUGGGAGGAAUAGCACCGACCCCAUCAUUGGUGUCAUGGGGAGAGGAAUAGUGCCCCAUCGUUGGUGUCAGUGGGGGGGAGGAAUAGUGCCCCAUCGUUGGUGUCAGUGGGAGGAAUAGUGCCCCAU
This is a messenger RNA of Staurois parvus, 239 nucleotides long. The record is from the annotation of a GenBank genome assembly. NCBI's taxonomy places the organism in Eukaryota, Metazoa, Chordata, Amphibia, Anura, Ranidae.